CGGGUAUGAGUAAUAUUUUAUAUCCGCGAGCGUAUAUAUGGGUAACCCGUUGUCAUCCCUAACCCACAUAGACCUCGCCCUUGGCUCGCAUGGCUUCCGGCUUCUUCUCCUCGCCGUUGCGUGAGACCGCGCUAAAACCCUAGGCUUUGAGACCCCAAUGGCGUCCGCGACGGCGACGGCGCCCGCAUUCGCUCUCGCGUCGUCCCUCUCGCGCCGCGGUUUCCUCCCGCUCUCUCGUCGCGCCGGCCGGCCCGUGCCCCAGUCGCUGCGCUUCGUAGCGUCAGCCGUGAGGCGGCGCCGCAGCGCGGUCGUGGUGGCAGCGGACGCGGCGGCAGCGGCCGGGAGCGCGGAGUUCGGCGACGAGGAGAACCCUUAUGAGCUUCUGGGCAUCAGGCCGCUUGAUAGCUUCGACCACAUGAAGAUGGCCUACAAGAAGAAGCGCAAGGACGCCGAGGAGACUGGAGACGAUGAGUUCCUUGCCAAGUUGGAUAGGGCCCACGACACUGUCAUGAUGCAGCAGCUGCGGUAUCGGAAGAAGGGAGUCACAUACGGGUCUGUUCAGGUGUCCAAGGAUAUCAAGUAUGCUGACAAUCAACCAAUAGUGCUUUGGGGACCAAGAUUCUCCAGAUCAACAGUGAAGGACAUGCGCAUAAAUAUGGCAAUAUCAGCAGCAUUUGUUGUUUGGAUAGCUAUUAUGGGCAAUGCAGACUGGAAGCCUUUGCAGUUCCUAUGUUUUGCUUUCUUCUGCAGAAUACUACAGAAGCUAAGAGCUACUGAACCACUAAUAACUCCAAUAUACAAUGAAUAUGGCGAGGUUGAAGGACGAGGAAUAAGAAUGGCAAAAAGAGUAGUCCGUGCUCUGGGUUUGAUUUUUGGAUGUGUGUUCACUGCAUCCCUGUUUGAUUGUCCUCCUAAUAUUUUCAGGCUUAUACAGCAGCUAGUAACAUGGUUGAGCUUUCAUUGCAGUAUACUCCCCGUAUGUUUUACUACUAUCAGGAGCUGAUUGUUACUGUGGCUGCCUCCGUUCUUCUGUACAUCACGGCUUCAUGGUACCGAUAAACACGACAAACAAUUAUGGCCUGGCUUAGAUGAUUGCGAGAUGUUAGGACAUGCCUUGAGUUUCAGAUAGAGACCAACCUGUGGUGCCUUCCGCAUCUAAGGGAUAGCCAAGAACCCGCAAAUUCUGUAGCAUUCUUCCAGCUUUGAGGCAGGUAGUUCUUAGUGGAGGAUCAUGUGACCAGCUAUGGAUUCAGUAGUACAAUGAAGAUGGCCAAUGGAUGAAAAUUGUUUCGCGAGAAUAUUUGAACAGCGGUGUUGUCCAUGCAAUUUUUAAUUAGAUCUUGGACAUAUGCUUAGACGACAUACUUAACUGUGAUGUGCAUGUGCUUUUUUUUGCCUGAAUGAGUGCUGAGCUUCUUCUGUGUUA
Molecule: messenger RNA, 1426 nt
Organism: Zea mays
Lineage: Eukaryota; Viridiplantae; Streptophyta; Magnoliopsida; Poales; Poaceae
Product: Chloroplast J-like domain 1
Exons: 10
Coding region: 158-1003 (281 amino acids)
Cellular component (GO): chloroplast membrane
Source: RefSeq, a predicted model, not a curated record